CUACUCCUCCAUUUAUAUACCCCUCCCCUCUCCCACCAUUUUUUUAACUCAUCUACUAUCAUUCACAUCACAGUAUAGUAGGGGAUGCAAAAUUUCACUUCUCUGUUUUUUUACCACUCAACAACUCCAACAUGUAAUAUAUACUACGUAUAUACUGCUUAUAUAAAACAGUAAAAUUUUGUUGCUCUUCUUUACAUGAGUAACGUAACGCCUUUAUUGGAUAUAUAUACCCCAGAUCGUAAUUCGUCUUGAAUAUAUAUUUGAAUUUGAUUAAUACUUGGGUGAAUGGGGACUGAGAAAAAUAUAAGCGAUAUGAAAGAUAAGGAGUACAAUAAGUCGAAGAAGAGGCGUCGGAGGCGGAGGCGGAGGGAAGUGUCAAGGGUUCAGAAACUCUAUGAAACUUGCAAACAAAUUUUUGCUAAUUGCGGACCCGGCGUUGUGCCGUCCCCGGAAAAUGUUGAACGUGUCAAGGCAGUUUUGGAUAACAUGACUGAAGCAGAUGUUGGCUUGAUGCCGAAUAUGCCCUAUUUCAAAUCUACACUAUCUGAUGGACCUCCUAAAAUAAUGUACCUGCAUCUCCAUGAAUGUGACAAAUUCUCGAUCGGUAUCUUUUGCUUGCCACCAUCAGCAGUCAUUCCUCUUCAUAACCAUCCUGGAAUGACAGUUUUCAGCAAGCUUCUCUUUGGUAAAAUGCACAUCAAAUCUUAUGAUUGGGUGGAUAAUCUCCUUCCCCAUCAAUCUACUCCAAGUGCCAAUAUAUCUGACAAUGAUACAAGGGAUUGGACUGGACUACGUCUUGCAAAAUUGAAAAAGAAUUCCGAGUUUACAGCUCCUUGCAAAACAUCAAUCCUCUAUCCAGCUGAUGGAGGAAAUAUGCACUGCUUCACAGCAAGGACAGCUUGCGCGGUGCUGGACGUGCUUGGGCCACCUUAUUGCGAUCCUGAAGGUCGUCAUUGUCAAUACUACUAUGACUUCCCAUUUCCCAAUUUCUCAGUACACAGUAGAUGGCUUGUCAGUGCCCGAGGAACAGCAAAAUAAAUAUGCGUGGCUCAAAGAGGGGGAGAAACCUGAGGACUUCACUGUAGAUGGAGCAUUGUACAGUGGACCAGAUAUUAUAGUAAACUGAAAGAAUUCCUUGAAAUUCACAAUUGAAGCAGAAAGAAAACUUUUCUCCGCCCCCACCCUCUCUUUCCUUUUUACUUUUGAGUCCCUUUUUUAACUCUAUUCAGAUUUCAAUGGAGAAUAGUCAAAAGGGACAAAACUAGGAGGGAGGGUUUUUUCUCUUUGUUCCUGCUAUAGUUCAUGUACAUAUAUAGUCAGAUCAUAACAAGAAAGGAUAGAUGCGCCGAAAAGUAACGUUUUUCCUUUCGUUUUGCAAGUCUUAAGAAAGUAGGUAGAUCUGUACACUAAGUUUCAGUUAUACAUAAGUCUGCAUAAGGAUCAGAUUACAUUAGGUCUAAUGUAUGCACUUAUGUAGCUUUAUGUUGUGUUGUAUUUGUAUGCGCUGUGUAGCUUUACAUUGCAUUUUUACUUAACACUGUUUUACGGCUUAAAUUCACGACUUUUUGGUCA
Molecule: messenger RNA, 1572 nt
Organism: Nicotiana tabacum (common tobacco)
Lineage: Eukaryota; Viridiplantae; Streptophyta; Magnoliopsida; Solanales; Solanaceae
Product: plant cysteine oxidase 2-like
Molecular function (GO): oxidoreductase activity, acting on single donors with incorporation of molecular oxygen, incorporation of two atoms of oxygen
Source: RefSeq, a predicted model, not a curated record